GCCGAAAACAGCUGAUACACGCGAACAGACCGUCAUUUGUUCCUUUAGAGGCAGCAGUGUGCCAUGCACGACACCCGUGCGUAAUAAUUUGAAUACACGACUGUAGUUUUGUGAGUUUUUUACUACGAGAAAACUUGGUGAAAAUAAGAUAAAAUUUAAAUGAUCUCAGACACACACUAAAUAAAACCAAGCAAAAUAUGGAUCCAAUAGGGGCUAGCUGUUUCAGUCUACAUAUACAAGAAAAUGAAAAAGCCAUUUUGGAGCAGCAAAAACAGGACGAAAAGUUUACCGAAAUAAUUGUCAGCUGUAGAUCCUUAAGUAAAUAUGAAGCGAGGACAUUUAAAAGUUUACUACCACAAAUUAUAGCAACAAUGAUAGCCGGCUCCUACCACAUAGUAGUUGGUAUAUCUCUAGCAUAUUCAGCCAUCUUGAUUCCGCAACUUAACGCCACUGGAACUGAUAUAGAAAUAACGAAAAAUGAAGCUUCUUGGAUAGCUAGUGUAAUAGUGGUUGUAGUACCGGUGGGAGCAAUUUUAGCAGGAUUUUUUAUGGACUGGGUAGGCAGACUGAAUACAGUAAAAUUGGCAGCUAUACCUGGUGUUAUAGGAUGGACCCUUAUAGCUACAGCUACAAACGUACCGAUGAUAAUUGCUGGAAGAAUAUUGACAGGUCUAGCCACAACAUGGGGUUCAAGUCCAGCAGUGGUAUACAUAACAGAAAUUGCAAGGGCGGAUAUGAGAGGCUCCCUUAUAUCCUGUGCACCUGCUUAUGCUUCAUUAGGAAUGGUUAUAGCAUAUUUAAAAGGAUGGUUUUUGAACUGGAGAACCGUUGCAUGGUAUUGUAAUGCGUACAGUAUAAUACCAUGUUUGUUGAUAUGGUUUCUACCUGAAAGCCCUGCGUGGUUGGUUUCAAAAGGAAAAAUUGAGGAGGCUUCAAAGUCGUUGAAGUGGAUUAAUAAGUACCAACCUCAGCCCCCAAAUCAGAAUGAAAGCCUUGCAGAACUGCAGUUAAAUCAGCUUCAAAAAGAGCACCAACAAAAACUGGAAGAUCAGGCCAGAAAUGGUGAUGGUGGUUUAGUAAAAAUAAAGGCGUUCUUGAAACCUACAGCAUAUAAACCACUAAUAAUACUGUUUGGUUUGUUCUUUUUCCAACAGUUUUCUGGAAUAUAUAUAACGCUUUUCUACUCAGUAUCAUUUUUCCAAGAAGUGGGAAGCACUAUUAACCCAUACUUGGCCUCCGUACUAAUUGGUGCAGUAAGAUUCUUUAUGUCGAUGGUGAACACAUAUAUGUUAAAAACCUUCAGGAGAAGACCUUUGGUGAUGACAAGUGCUGUUGGUAUGACAGCUUGCAUGGCCAUCUCAGGUUUGUUUACAUCAUGGAUUCUCAGUGGUAAAUCGGACCAAAGAUGGGUCCCUGUAGCACUCCUUUUACUCUACGUGAUCACCUCUAUGAUUGGUUUACUACCAAUUCCAUGGACAAUGACGGCAGAGUUGUUCCCCAUUGAAAUUCGAGGUGUUGCCCAUAGCAUAGCCUAUAGUAUAGCGAAUUUACUUAUGUUCGCCUCAGUUCAAUCCUACUACGCUCUAUCAGAUUUAUUUGGAGGUAGCUCAGGAGUACAAUACUUUUUCGCUGUAAUCUCCAUAUGCGGAAUGGUGUACACCUUCAUAUUCCUACCGGAAACGCACGGGAAAAAGUUGACGGAAAUCACCGAUUACUUUAAUCACAACACUGUUUUUCUGGGACAAAAGAAACCCAAAUCCAAGAAAAAAACGCAAUCCAGAGUCGGUAAAAAAGACAUCGUCAAAUCAAAAAUCGACAACACAAAAUUAAUGCAAGUUUAAAAAUGAAAGGGUCGUCACUGGUGCUCUAAUUUUAACAGUGUGAUCAUAAAGGAUAUACAGAGUGUUAGUUUUUUUAAUUUGUCAAAAACUAUACAUCACUUAAUAACGAAUACUUAACAAAUACUUAGACAAAUUUACAGAUCAGUAUUUUCUGCCCUUUUUUAAUUUAUUUUCCCUCAGAAUUUGACAAGUUUGUGCUUACUACUUAUUUUUUUAAUAUGUUAGGUAAUAAUUUGAUAACAAUAAAAUUUAGUAAUAUUAUAUAUUUUUUAAUAUUUUAUCCUAGUUUUAAUUAUAUUUCGUCGCCGUGGAAGUUAAGCCACAAAUUCGGAAAAAUAGAGUUAAGUAUACAAAUUGCUGUGGUCAAUGUUUUUAGGCCUCAAAAUACUCUUAUUUAGAAUAAUAUAUAUUGAAUUUUGCCAACCGCUUGACCUCCACGGCGAUGAUUUAUUACAAAUCAAUGUGAUAAUUUGUACAAAUAAACGAUUGUAU
Messenger RNA from Brassicogethes aeneus, 2333 nucleotides. Lineage: Eukaryota; Metazoa; Arthropoda; Insecta; Coleoptera; Nitidulidae. The record is from the annotation of a GenBank genome assembly.